GGGCGGCUCCGUCCGUGUGACAGCUCAGAUCUGUCCACGUCAACACACCGAACACGGCGGCGGACAUGGACUCCACUUCUCCGGAACCUUCUCUGUACACCGUCAAGGCUGUUUUUAUUCUCGACAAUGAUGGAAACCGACUACUAUCAAAGUAUUAUGACCCUGAGCUUUACCCCUCCAUGAAAGAGCAGAAGAACUUUGAGAGGAAUGUUUUCAACAAGACACACAAAGCAGACAAUGAGAUAGCGUUCCUGGAGGGGAUGACCAUUGUCUAUAAGAGCAGUAUAGAUCUGUUCUUCUAUGUGGUGGGAAGUGCUCAAGAGAACGAGCUGAUGUUGAUGUCGGUUCUCAACUGCCUCUUCGACUCCCUCAGUCAAAUCCUCAGGAAAAAUGUGGAGCGUAGAUGUUUAUUAGACAACAUGGAAGGGGUGUUCUUGGUGGUGGAUGAAAUUAUUGAUGGAGGGGUGAUUCUUGAGAGUGACCCCCAGCAAGUCCUACAGAAGGUCAACUACAGGCUGAUGUCAGAGCCAGCCUAUGGCUUUGUCCUGUUUGAUUACAUCACCGGUAACCUAGAGGGACAAACAGAAAGAAGCCAGCUACUGUAGACAGACAGACAGACAGAGGGUGAGACAGGCAUGUAGUGAGACAGAUACUGAAAUAAGAAUGAGUGAGACUGAGAAAGUAAGAGGAUGAAGGCGAAGUGGGCGAGACAGCUGAGGUAAAUGCACGGUGAGACUAACAGAGUGGUUUUACAGAACAACACUAGUACUUUUCUAAAUGUUUUUUUCAACAGUGUUACAGAACUAUUUUCAGUGAAGGCCUGUGUGUGGAUCAUAAACCCACCAGCCUCUGAGGAAAUCUAUAAAAACAGAUCCCAAAUGUAAAGAAUCAUGUACAUUUCAAAGAGACUGAGUCAUUCCUUAAAGGUACAAGAUGUAAUAUGUGCAUGUUCUUACCCUGAGUCUCUUGUGUUUGUAUGACAACCUUAACAAGUUUGGACAAUUGGUGAUUUUUACUUUUUGCUGUAUUUUCAUGUUAUUUUUCGGCUAACAAUAGCGUGCUAACCAUUAGCAGGCCAGACUCGCAUGUAAACAUCACUGUAGAUGGGCGUAGAAAUGGUUAAAGCUGCAGAGCUCAUUAAAAGGCAGAGGUAUAUGAUUGCAUUUGUUGCAGGUAAUCAUAUUAGUCUCUUUAAAUGUGAUCUGUAACAAAUGAUUGAUUUCAUUACUGUUGCUGUUUACAUCUGUCUAUCAGUCCUUACUGAUAAAAGGCGGGUUCUGAACAUCCAUUGGCUGAACAACCUCAGUGACAUCAGUUGGCACCAAAUGUCAAGCAGCAAAAUUCAUACAGUCGAGUGCUGCAGGGGUGACAUAUCUGUCGGCUAAACCAGAAGUUAAUAUAAACCUGGUUCCUCCAUCAAACAGCAAGUGGGAUUUUCCUUUUGGCUGAUGUUCUAAUGGAUUAUCUCAAGGAACUGUCUACAUCGAUAGAUGUCCGACACUGCAUCAUCUGACUAAAUACAAGCAAUGUGGGAUACAGCUGAGCUGAGUCUGGUAUUUGUACAUUGUCCUUACCUGUUAAAACUGCUUAUGCUUCCAGUCAUGGCUUUAAAAGUAAAAUUCAGAGGUUGUAUAAAGCAGUUUUUAAGCAGUUUUGGGAAAACAGAGAAGCCACUAAGCCAAGUGCAUAACCAACCUGUGUACAUUUUAUUGACAUUUAUCUUAGUCUGCUUGUCAAGUAUUUACCAAAAGGUAGCACAAGCUAGCACCUGCAGAAGCUUAAUAUCUAUACAUCUGCAUCUUUGUACCAGUUUGUUAAAGAAGAACAAGUGUGUUUCAGCUCAUCAUGGUUAGUGUAUUAGUGCAGGUUGCGAUCCAGUCACAACUGAGUAGAACAUCCCUCUGGCCUCAUCUAUUUUAGCUUCAACUUGUCCAUUGACAUUUAGAUUAUUGCAGAUGAUAAAUCUUCUUUGUUUUUGAUUUCGAUUAAUUUUGAAGUUUCAAUGAAAAACUGAAGUGAGAUGUGAACAUAAAUGAACAAACACAACCUUUGUGUGUCUACACCGUCACCCCCCUGCCCCCCAGCUUUAACAUGCACUUUGAUUUCACAUGCUUAGUUCUACAAAAUCCUCACCUCUUAGUGUGAUCUUAUCCUAGUGAACAGAACAGUUUCCAAGAGCAAACACAAUAUGGUUGUAAAUGUGUUAUAGUGAGUAGAUGAGUUUUUGUAUUCAGUGUUUAGUAACUUAUUAACACAAAUCACAUUGUAGAAAUGCUUCAAAAUUUAUGAGUAGCGCAUUUAUUUAUGUAUUUUAACGCUAAAACUUCUGUUAAACACAUAUGUUGUUUCAGACAGUGAACCAAAAAUUAAUUUAGAGACAAGAAAUUGCAAAAUCUAAUUCAUGACCAGGUGUUAAUACUCAUCACUGCAGCACUUUGUUACACAGUGAAUGAAUAUGUAAAACUACAUUUCCUCUAGAGUACACGUCUGCUACAGCUUCAUUCUUUGCCACAUCAUUCACUGUCUGACAUGGUUCAAAGAUUAUAAUAAUGAACCAUGGCAUCCUGACAUUGACUCUAACAUUGCUAAGCAACUUUGCCAUCCAGUGUCAUGUCCAGCAGCUGUCAGCACCUCUGAGGCUCUGCUUUGGUCUUUUUAUGGUAUGAGGUAGGAAAAAUCCAGUGGAGACACCAAGCAUGUGUGCAGUGUUUUCCAGAGAAACUGUAGAUGCA
This is a messenger RNA of Sphaeramia orbicularis (orbiculate cardinalfish), 2732 nucleotides long. RefSeq names its product COPI coat complex subunit zeta 2 (gene copz2). The coding region runs from base 66 to 605 and encodes 179 amino acids. Gene Ontology annotation, biological process: retrograde vesicle-mediated transport, Golgi to endoplasmic reticulum; intra-Golgi vesicle-mediated transport; intracellular protein transport. The record is from RefSeq and is a predicted model, not a curated record. NCBI's taxonomy places the organism in Eukaryota, Metazoa, Chordata, Actinopteri, Kurtiformes, Apogonidae. Gene Ontology annotation, cellular component: COPI vesicle coat. The transcript has 8 exons.